Molecule: messenger RNA, 970 nt
Organism: Maylandia zebra (zebra mbuna)
Lineage: Eukaryota; Metazoa; Chordata; Actinopteri; Cichliformes; Cichlidae
Source: RefSeq, a predicted model, not a curated record
UGCAUAAUGUCACUAUAAAACAAUAUCCAGUAAAUGCUCCCAUGGUACUAAAAUACCUAACACUCUGUAAACCCUAUUGAUGACUGAGUGGGAAAAUCCCAGUAUGACAGUCUGACUGACACCAACAGCCAUGACACGUUCAGUCAAGUCACGUAGGUCACAUUUCUGGCCCACUCUGAUGCUCACUUUGAACAUUAACAGGUCGUGAUUGUAUAUUUAAGUUGAACAUGUGUACCUAACAAAGUGGCCAGUGAGUGUAAAUACCACUGAAGGCAGGUGACCCAUACAGACGCCCCAAAUCUCAAUAAACAGACGCAUCAAAGCAUCAUGUUGUGAUAACAAAUUUCACCAAACUGACAAAAACUCAAACUAAACAUAUUUUCUGGAUGCUUUUAUUUUUAUUCACUUUAUUCGCACCCAGUUUCAGAUUGUAGUUCAGCUUUAGCCAACUCUAAUAGCUAUGCAAGAAAACUCAGCUGAGUGUUUUCCUGCACUCUCAAGCUGUGCAGCGAGUACCGAUCUGAUUGGCUGAGAAGAAACACCAUCCCCGAGUAAAGCGAGGGAUGCCAGAGUGCUUAGGCAGUGCAUGGACAGAUGCAGACUGAGAGAAGACGGCGGCGAAACCAGCCGCACAUUUACGGUGGCGAUGCUGUGCGGUUGUGACACAUCCUCCCAGGAGUGAUGGGCUCUAAGUUGACCAGACAGAGAAGUCUCGAUUUUGAUAGCAAAUUGUCAAAAAGGAGACGCCAGAGGAAUGAUAUUCCUGGAGAGAGCGAGAGGAGUGGCGGCAGGAGCGGAGACUUCUUGUUUACCUCCCUGAUGCUCAAGUCCGACAAGCUUCCAGGGAUGCUGCGGAAAACCAACCACAGCCCAUAUGUCAGGCGGGUGGCUUGGGUCCGGGAAAUCCAGAGGCUUCUCCGAGAGCAGAAGAUGGAGCAAGCGGCCGAAGUGCUGAAAGUGCUGAGAAAGG